CUCCAACUCUUCUCCUGUUCUCCAACUUCAGCCUGCAGCCGCUGCCGCUCCAACUCUUCUUCUGUUCUCCAACCUCGGCCUUCUCCUGUUCUCCAACCUCAGCCAGCAGCAUAACUUCAACUACAUGGCCUGUGUGUAACCCAUGGCCCAUGAAAAUGCAUCCCGUGAAGCCCAGUCCGCUAGAAUAAAAGGAACAGGAAAAUCCAAGAUCCAGAAAUGAAAAGCAACGCAAAUAACGACAUCUCUCUCUAAAAGCUUUCCAAGCUCUGAACUUUCUCUCUCCUCGAUCUCCGCCCAUGGAGAUGCCGUCGAUCUCCUCCGCCCCUCGCACCGUCGAAGACAUAUUCAAGGACUACAGCGGCCGCCGCAACGGCAUCGUCCGUGCCCUAACUAACGAGGUGGAGAAAUUCUAUGCUCUCUGCGAUCCAGAAUACCGACGGAAUUGUGCGCUUAGAUAUUUCACUGAUCGUCUUCAUGAGAUGCUGGGUUUAACAGCACCAUUUGCAAAUCCAUGUGGCAGCGGUCGCUUGAGAUUUCUUUAGGUAUUUUGAUUUUUUUUACUUGUGCAGUAUAUUUUGAUUUUUUUACUUGUGCAGUAUAUUUGUACAUUUGAUUGUUAUACUUGAUGAAGUUAGAACCGAACAAACCGAACCGAACCGAACCGAAC
Asparagus officinalis (garden asparagus) is the source of this 667-nucleotide messenger RNA. RefSeq names its product PHD finger protein ALFIN-LIKE 2-like. Gene Ontology annotation, biological process: regulation of DNA-templated transcription. The record is from RefSeq and is a predicted model, not a curated record. Gene Ontology annotation, cellular component: nucleus. The coding region runs from base 297 to 542 and encodes 81 amino acids. The transcript is spliced from 3 exons. NCBI's taxonomy places the organism in Eukaryota, Viridiplantae, Streptophyta, Magnoliopsida, Asparagales, Asparagaceae. Gene Ontology annotation, molecular function: histone binding; transcription coregulator activity; transcription cis-regulatory region binding.